AAAAGUAAGUGAAAUAUCAAAUAAUUGAAAAACAGAUUCCAUGUCCCUUAUGGGCCACCGUAGGAACGAUACAUUUUCCAAAAUUAGACACAUUAGUCAUAUUACACAUAAUUAUUAUUAGACACAAUAAACUUUCCACUCACCAUUCACCUGUAGACCUGAACCGAAAGUAGAUCACGUGACCCACACACAGACGUGUACAUUCUCAGCGGUAACUCAGUAAACAGUUCGGUUCGUGUCUGUUUUCCAGAAAUUGAUAAAAUGGCGGCUGUGAACGUACAACAAGCUGAAAGUACGUCAGGGUUUGUUGACAACUGGCAAGCGGGGAAGACCCUUGCUGAAUGCAAUCUACGCAUGUUCGAUGCGGAAGAUCUUUGUGACGUCACAUUUCGUGUUGGAAGUACAGGCCAUGUGAUCAAGGCCCAUCGCUACGUGCUCAUCAGCAGAAGUUGUGUGUUCCACGCCAUGUUUACUGGCCCCCUGGCGGAGACGUCGGAAGUCAGUGUUCCUGAAAUAGAGCCUCAGGUGUUGAGAAAGUUUCUCUUAUACCUUUACACAGACAACACAACUGUUGAUGCUGACAACGUAACAGCUCUACUGUACGCCUCCAGAAAAUAUGCCAUCACCGCCUUAGAAUCACAAUGUCUGGAGUUCCUGGAGAAACACCUCAACGUUGACAACGCCUGUGUGAUUCUAGAUGCUGCUCAUCGUUUUGAUCAAAGCCAGUUGUUUCAGAAGGCCUUGACCUUGAUUAAAGAUACAGGUGAGAGGUCACUACAGUCAUCUGGUUUCCUGACACUGAGACAAGUGUUGUUGCAUCAGAUUGUGGAGUCAGAUGAUCUGGCCGCCGAGGAGCACGUCAUCUUUAGCGCCGUUAACUGCUGGGCAGAGGCAGAGUGCAGACGUCAGGGAAGGGAGGUAACUCCUGAGAUCAAGCGAACAGUUCUUGGAGAAACUUUACUGAAAGUUAGAUUUCCUCUUUUAAAGCUAACGUUCCUGGCUAGGGACGUUAAAGCCAGUGGUCUCUUGACUGAACAGGAGCGUCUCACGAUCCUUGAAUAUAUUGGAUGCCCUGACAAUGAUGUGAAACCCUUCAACACUAAGCAAAGACAACAAAGAACCCCGCAUUCCAUAACAAGGUUUUCAUCACAGAGUAAUAGAGGCUGGAAUGUUGGUUUUUUUAGAUAUGAUGCCAUUUCCUUCCAAAGCAGCCGAAACCUGAUGCUCUGUGGAUACAGCCUGUAUGGGCCUUCCCGUGAGACUAAACCCGCUACCUGCUUUGUCACCACCUACUUUGGGAACGAGGAAGAUGUUUUCCAGUGCAAGAUUCAAGAUAGAACUGAGUACAAAGUCAACAGUCAAGUGUUUGAUGUUGUGUUUGAGAAGUCUGUUGGUAUGACAGCGGGGGUGUGGUAUACUCUGGCAGUGUAUAUACGAGGCAGUGAUACGUGGGAAGGAGAACAUGGACAGAAAAAGGUAUGUGCUGACGGGGUUCGUUUUACCUUCAGGAACUCACAACACAGCUCGAAUAACACUAGCGUCGACCAAGGGCAGAUUCCAUCUCUCCUCUACCAAGUUGCAUGAACAUUA
Messenger RNA from Haliotis rufescens (red abalone), 1590 nucleotides. Its product is annotated as BTB/POZ domain-containing protein 6-like. The record is from RefSeq and is a predicted model, not a curated record. NCBI's taxonomy places the organism in Eukaryota, Metazoa, Mollusca, Gastropoda, Lepetellida, Haliotidae. The coding region runs from base 262 to 1584 and encodes 440 amino acids. The transcript is spliced from 3 exons. Gene Ontology annotation, cellular component: cytosol. Gene Ontology annotation, biological process: neurogenesis. Gene Ontology annotation, molecular function: protein binding.